AUUGAUUUGACUUUUGGAGUGAGUGAAGUGCUCGCGAGGAUCGCCUAAAUAAAAACCUCCAUAAAACAGAAAAAAAAAAGAAAAUUAACGAAAUAACAAAGCGACGGUGUAUAUUUUUCUAUUCGGUGUACACUAAGAGAUCGACAGAGAGAGAGAUAGAAGGAGAGCAGCUGCCUUUGAUACAAAUUUCAGUGUUUAUUGAGCAAAAACAAAAAAAAAGAUAUUUACACCUCAAUAACACCACAUUUGGUUGAAAACAAAAAAAGAACCACGCAUUUUUUAUUGCCUUUUUUUAAAUAAUGCAGUACAGCAGCCGUUCAGAUAAUUAUUCCUCUUCUUUAAGAGAUUCGCCACCAAAAUGGACCAGUGGCAAGGAGCAAAAGGCAGGCUAUGCUUACAAAUCAUCAUAUCAGUAUUCCACCACAGGCUCUGGCAGUGGUUCAUAUCAGGACAAACCGGUCGACAAGAACAUUGAUCAAUUGGAUGCUCUAUUGGAAGAUUUGAAAAAUGAACGUGAAGUUACCAGAGAUAGAGAUCAUUCUAUGAACUAUAGAACCAUUGAACGUUCCACCAAUGAGGAUCCCUUAAGUGGCACCGUAACCAAAACUACACGUGUCAUAAAGACCACGAAAAAUUUAGGUGGAGGACAUGAUGACUCAGACAUAUACCCCACAUCGGAUUAUAGUACUCUUAGAUCGAAUGGUACAUUGGUGCGCAAUGAUUAUCAAACUUUGGAAAAGCCCUAUGCACCAGGCAGUCUUUCUCCCGGUGGAGGUUUCUAUGAAACUAAACAUCAUACCAAAGUCUAUGAAAGUAAUCGCUCGUUGAAUAAACAACCCGAAUUUGUGCCAACUGCCAACUCCACCACAGUGGCCACCACCACCACCAAUGCCACUCACUUGGAGGAGGAUUUGAAAAACAUCACCCUGAACGAUGAUAUUCUACCAGUGCCAGGAACAAAAGUCACAACUACUGUACGCACCUAUACCUAUGAGAUACCAGCGAACGCUCCUCUACCUACCUCGAAUACACUGAGCCGUAAGAUACACUACAACACUGUCCAAACGAAUGAAACUAACAAUUUGGUGCAACCACAUCCUGUACAUGCGAUACCACCCACUGUGGUCUACAAUACCGAAAGCUAUUCGACCUUGAAUAAGGGCCAUGAUAAGCCAUCGCCAUCGCCAGCGGUGACCAAUCUCAACUAUGAGGUUAGGGAGCACUAUGAGACCAAUACCAUGCGCAACAAUACUUUGCCAUUGCAUCCCAGAAAUCAGCAUCCCGGUCAGCCAGGCGAACCAACCAAUACUAUUGUUUACAAUAUACACAAUACCACUACAACUACGAACACCGAGAGGCCUGGCUAUCCUCCUCAUAGCCCCAAAAGUCCCACAGUCACCUAUGUGUCGGGCCCUCAUAGUCCGGCACCACAUGGACCCCAUCAUGGACCACAUCAUGGCCCACCACAUGGACCCACAACACAUCACUACAUUUACAAGGAAUCAACUAACACCGUAAAUACCAUCCAUGGACCCGGUGGUCCACCCAACGAGCCGAUGUUGACACCCAAGAAUAAUACACCUAACACCUUGAAUAGACCUACUGGAGGAUAUCCACCCAACGGCAGUCCAGGCUAUCCUCCAAAUGGCGGAACACCAGUUUAUCCAGCCAAUGGUCAUCCACCAAAUUCUACCAUCACUUAUAAUUACUCAUCCACCACUACGAAUAACCGACGUGGACCCGACUAUGGUUCACCAUCAUCGCCAUUGCCACCGGCACCAUUCCCUGUGGAUGGUGUUGAGUAUCCAGUGGGUAAUGGAAAUCCACCUCAGCGUGUUGAUGAAUUGAUGCAAUCCUUUGGUCAUCCCGAUGCCGUUGAUAGGCCCGAUUUGAAUACACCACGUAAACGUGAAAUCGAAACAGCGGUAGCCUCACCUAAUCAACAACAAAUACCAUCGGUGAAUAGAGCCGGUCGUGAUAUUUACUAUCCUCCAGGCCAUGAAAUGAUGCUGACCAAGCGCCAGGAGAUGCAUGCUUCGGGUUCACAAGCUGGGGGACGUUGGGCCAAGGGUUCUGGCAUGUAUGAAUAUGAGUCUGGCUCUAGAUCGAAAACCACUACCAAAUCGGGCGGAGCUAUGGUACCGGUUUGCUUGCCACUAUGCUGUGCUAUGCCUUGCUCAAUAAUGUAAUUUGUGAAGGAUGCUUUCAACGACCAGUUGAAGUUUUUUUCUUCGUUUUAUUAUAAAAAUUUGAUUUUUUUUUUAAAUUUCAAUUGUGUUUGACCAGUAAGAAUAUGGAGUAAAAAAUUGCUUGUCUUAGGGGAUAAGAACAAAUCUUAUUGUGUCCCUUCUCCAUAUUCCGUUGGGAUGCAACACUAAUUCGCCAAUAAUCUAUGUGUAUAUAUGAUUGUUAAACUUGCUCUAUCUACUUUAACUAUUUAAUAUAAUAAUUAUAAUAAUAUUUUUUAGUUUAUUAAUGUUUUUUGUUGUUUUGUAAGCUCAGAAGUCAUUUAAAUGUCUUACAUUAUUUUUUUUUAUUUCAAUGUUUGCUCAAACAGAAAAAAGGAAACCUUAUUUUUUAAACUGCUCUAAACUAACACAUUUGAAUUUUAAUAUCCGAUUUAUAUAUUGCAGUCAAGAAAGUAAAUUAUAACAAUAAAAUUUUUAAUAUUUUUCUUAAAUUUUGAAUAGCGUUUAAACGAGUUUAGAUUUUCAAAAAAAAUAAACUAAACAAAUUAAAAUGUUUUUUUAAAAACAAAUUUCGUCACUGUAUCGAAUAUUAAAUUUAAGUAUAAAAUAACUAAACCACCAGCAAAACUAUUAUUAUGCGAUUUAUCAGAAUUAAUUGAGUAUUGGAAAUAUAUAUUUAAUAAAUGUAACACAACAUUAAAAACAAGUAAAAUAAAAAUUUAAAAAAAAUACGCUGCAAGCGUUUCUAACAAACAGGAA
Messenger RNA from Stomoxys calcitrans (stable fly), 2948 nucleotides. Its product is annotated as inactive histone-lysine N-methyltransferase 2E. The record is from RefSeq and is a predicted model, not a curated record. NCBI's taxonomy places the organism in Eukaryota, Metazoa, Arthropoda, Insecta, Diptera, Muscidae. The transcript is spliced from 8 exons. The coding region runs from base 300 to 2189 and encodes 629 amino acids.